Molecule: messenger RNA, 621 nt
Organism: Symbiodinium pilosum
Lineage: Eukaryota; Dinophyceae; Suessiales; Symbiodiniaceae
Source: the annotation of a GenBank genome assembly
GAGAACGGUGUGCUCGGCCCUAUAGUUGGCAUCGUCGGGUCGAUGGCGGCCCUCGAGGUUCUGAAGGUCCUGGCGAAGUCGUCACCUCUUCACGCAUCCUGCUUGAGGGGGAAGAUGAUUUGCUAUGAUGCGGCCAACAUCUCCCAGCCGAUCUACAUGGUGAAGUUGCCCAGGCAGCCAAAGACUGCUGACUGCGCCAACGUUGCCAGCCAGCAGCAGCUGCCACCCGAAGGCUGCUGCCCCUACAUGGCUGGCGAUGCUUCAGACAGUAUCUCUGCAUCAGAGCUUCGUGCGCGGCUGUUGGCAAAAGUGCCGAUAUUGCUGCUGGAUGUGAGGCAUCCCAGCCACUUCGCCGUUUGCCGGUUGAAGGGUGCCCACAACUGGCCCCUCAGCCAGAUCAGCUUUACAGAGCCCAAGGAAUGCUCACAGAAAAUCUCAGAUCUACUUGGGAGCCACACCGACGGAUGCGAAAUUGUAUGUGUCUGUCGACGAGGCAAUGACAGUUUGAAGGCAGUGCACUCGCUGCGCAACGCAGGGGUGCAAGCCUGGAACCUCCAGGGUGGACUGCAGAAGCUGAUGGCGGCGGCUCAGGAGCCCGACAGCCUCCCCGCACUGACGUGA